Molecule: messenger RNA, 1262 nt
Organism: Chenopodium quinoa (quinoa)
Lineage: Eukaryota; Viridiplantae; Streptophyta; Magnoliopsida; Caryophyllales; Amaranthaceae
Exons: 1
Coding region: 119-781 (220 amino acids)
Source: RefSeq, a predicted model, not a curated record
UCUCUUUUGACUUCCUCAUCCACUUUCUUUUCCCUCCACAAUCACCCCCCUCUCUCAAACCUAACCACACUCUCAAUUCUCAAACAACCAAAUUCCAAACACACAAACUAAACCCAACAUGAACCACCCCACCAAACCACCACACCAUCCACCACCACCACACCGCCGCCCACCAAAACCCCCCAAACCCAACCGCACCACCCUAGCCUCCUGCAUUGUAGCCACCAUCUUCCUCCUCUUCCUCGUCAUCAUCGUCUUCAUAAUCUACUUCUCCCUCUUCAAACCCAAAGACCCCACCAUCUCCGUCACCGCAAUCCAACUCCCUUCCUUCACUCUCUCCUCCAACGCUUCCGCUGUCAGCUUCACCUUCUCCCUCUACUCCGCCGUCAAAAACACCAACCGCGCCGUCUUCUCCCACUUUGACAACUCCCUUCAGCUCCUCUACGCCGGUAAUCAAAUCGGGUUCAUGUUCAUUCCCGCCGGAAAAAUCUCCGCUGGUAAUACGGAAUACAUUGCUGCAACUUUUUCCGUUCAGUCUUUUCCGAUCUCGAGAGCGGCACCGGAGACGGCGCCGGAAGGGAAUAUUCCGGCGAUGGUGGGGAAUAUUCCGGUGACAGAUGGGAUUGAGAGAGUGAAGCCGACAAUGGAGCUUGAAAUGAAGUUGGAAAUGGUGGGAAGAGUGAGAGUUUUGUGGGUUAUUAGUCAUCAUGUUGAAAUUGGUUGUGAUUGUCGAAUUUCUGUUGCCAUUUCUGAUGGAUCUGUUCUUGGUUUCCAUUGUUAGAAAGGAAAUUGUUGCUAACUUUACUGGGUUUUUUUUUAUUUUCUUUUUUUAGAAGGAAUGUUUUUUGGGAUUUGUGUUUUUGUUUUGGAGGAAUUUUUAAUGGCGGAUUAGUUUAUUAGUUUGCUGUAAUUGUAUAAAGUUUAACUUACUCCAUUGUAGAAUAUUGGUUUUCAGUUUUAAUUUCAAUACAGCGGGCAAUGUUUGUUCUUCUGUUCUUAGCUUAGCAUUGUUAAGAUCCAAGUAUCUGACAUAUAAACGUCGGUUAAAAUCUCGACAAAUCUUUAUUUGCUAUCAGUAGCCCAUGAUAGAAAUUUAUGUCUCGUGUUGGCUUUUCAUACUAGUAUGAAUCUAACAUGAUACGAGUACACCUUCGAAGUUUUUUCUAUGCAUACCAAGAUUUCAUUUUGGAUGACAUGGAGCAUUAUUACCUCAGCUCACACUAAUGGAGCUCGUAGUUUAAGGAAAUUUACUUUUCAUUCAU